Molecule: messenger RNA, 866 nt
Organism: Sipha flava (yellow sugarcane aphid)
Lineage: Eukaryota; Metazoa; Arthropoda; Insecta; Hemiptera; Aphididae
Source: RefSeq, a predicted model, not a curated record
AAUAGAGAUGUAUAAUCAGCUAUUACCAUGGAAUUUGAACUUAAAAACACUUGUUGAUUUUAAAACUCUUACUGACAAAUAUUUUCUUGAUAAAUUAUUAGGAUUCAUUUGGCGUCAAGUGAGGAUAAUUAUCUAUUACUUUGAAUAUACACCUGUAGCAAAUAUCAGUAACGAAAUAUUCCGUAGGCUGAAUGUAUCUACUAAAUGGUACUAUACAGGAACAUCAGAAUUGAAUAAUAUCUUGUUUUUAACUGAGGAGACUUCUAGAGUAAUCAACACAAUGGCAUCUCUUAUCCAAAUGCUUGAAACUGUUAGCGUAACAGCGAUCGAUCAUUUUUUGAAGGCUGUAAAUAAUAUUCAAAAUUCAUAUGAAGGAAUGGGGAACAAUGUUGAUAUGUCAUUAAAUAUCAAUGGAACUAAUUUUGCAAUUCAAUUGAACCAAACCUUUUUAAACAACUGUUACGAUGCUUUAAAUUAUAUCAAUAAUUAUAUUUGGAUUAUAAACAAAUCGAAAGUAUUAAACAAUAACCUGGAUACCUAUAAUCUUGAUGAAAACUGUAAAACAGACAGUUUAGACCAUGUAUUUACAGAAAAUCAAUUAUCUAGCAGUGUUUCCGCUGUGAAUAUUCCAACAGAAGACGAAGGUGACAAUACACAAUCAAAGAGAAAAAGAGAAGAUUAGUUUAAUUUCAUACUACAUCACACGCCUGUUAUGACUUUUUUAUUUGUUAUUGUUUUUAUUAUUCAACUCCCUGGGUAUAUAUUUACAUUUUUUUCCUGAUUUCAUUAAAACUAGAGAAAUAAAACUCUUAAGGUUUUUGAUUUGAUUUGUGGUGAAUUAUAUUUUUAAUAUUUUUAUUUUUUAU